GCGGAGGGGGAGGCAGGGUGGGCAAGAUGGCGCCCGGCGAGUGAUCUGUCCCGGAUUGCUCCAGCGGUCGCUGAGGCACCCAGGCGGGGGUUUCUGCCCCCACUUGCUGCCCUUCCUCCUCUCCCCGCCCCCGGAGCCCCAUCCUUCCCUUCCUCCCUCUACCUCGGGGGGUGGGGGGAGGCAGACCUGGUUCCCGGGACAGCAUGUCGGACUCUGAGGAGGAGAGCCAGGACCGGCAACUGAAAAUCGUCGUGCUGGGGGACGGCACCUCCGGGAAGACAUCCUUAGCUACGUGUUUUGCUCAAGAAACUUUUGGGAAACAGUACAAACAAACUAUAGGACUGGAUUUCUUUUUGAGAAGGAUAACAUUGCCAGGAAACUUGAAUGUUACUCUUCAAAUUUGCGAUAUAGGAGGGCAGACAAUAGGAGGCAAGAUGUUGGAUAAAUAUAUCCAUGGAGCACAGGGAAUCCUCUUGGUGUAUGACAUUACAAAUUAUCAGAGUUUUGAGAAUUUAGAAGACUGGUAUACUGUGGUGAAGAAAGUGAGCGAAGAGUCAGAAACUCAGCCACUGAUUGCCUUGGUGGGCAAUAAAAUUGAUUUGGAGCACAUGCGAACAGUAAAACCUGAAAAACACUUACGGUUUUGCCAGGAAAAUGGCUUUAGUAGCCACUUUGUCUCAGCAAAGACAGGAGACUCUGUCUUCCUGUGUUUUCAGAAAGUUGCUGCUGAAAUCCUUGGAAUCAAGUUAAACAAAGCAGAAAUAGAACAGUCACAGAGGGUGGUGAAGGCAGACAUUGUAAACUACAACCAGGAGCUCAUGCCAAGAACUGCCGACCCUCCUAGAAGCUCCGUGUGUGCUGUGCAGUGAAAGCGUCGUUUCCUGUGCUGAUAGCUCUGGCCGCCCUCCGCCUGGCCUGGGCGGAGCUCGGGGACUGGUGUUAUCAGUGAUCGUCUCUGCAGUCAGGUAGCACUUCCUCCCAGCUCGCUUCCUCGUCCCUGUUCCUUGCAGCCGCAGGCAGCUCCUCGGACUGGAAAGAAUUCCACUUCGGGACCACACACUUUGAGUUCAAAAUGGAAAGCCCGUUCUCUGGGCUUCGGCUGCUUCAUUGAAAAAGAAUAAUGUUGGUUCUCUUUAAUGUCCUCAGUUCUUUUUUUCCCAGAUGUCAAUUUUUUAGAACAAAUGUGGAAACUCUCCAAGUCUCGAUCACUAGUGGGGAUUUUGCCACAGCGAAGUUUCAUUCUCUCAUCUGAACUCACAUGGCUAAGUGUGCUUGAGUGCAGAUACUGAAACACGAAGUACGUUCUAUCCACAGACACUGAAGAAGGCAACCUUCUGUUAUCUAUUGUGAGAGGAAAUAUGUAAAGUUGUGUCUAACUGAAAAUGCUUGAAAUAAAGCUAAUAGAAAUAUAUUUUCCCACUUUUUAACAAAGGACCAAAUUGUUUAUACUGUCGCUGUAACUCACAGAGUGGCGAGUACUUGCUGGUGUAUUUGAUCACUGUCAUGGUCAUUGUGAGUUGUGGAAUGCUCAGGUCGACACGUUGUGAACUUUGAUCAGUGUCCAGCUGACACCCCACGAGGACUUGCUCCUGCAAACCGUGUCCAAGGAUGCCCAGGACGAGUGACAACUGUGGUUGGAUCAUUGUGGAUCAGACUUGUACCUGAUGUUCAGAUGUU
Molossus molossus (Pallas's mastiff bat) is the source of this 1677-nucleotide messenger RNA. It is a transcript of the gene RAB28, whose product is annotated as RAB28, member RAS oncogene family. The transcript has 7 exons. The record is from RefSeq and is a predicted model, not a curated record. Lineage: Eukaryota; Metazoa; Chordata; Mammalia; Chiroptera; Molossidae. Gene Ontology annotation, cellular component: endosome; Golgi apparatus. The coding region runs from base 204 to 869 and encodes 221 amino acids. Gene Ontology annotation, molecular function: GTPase activity; GTP binding.